Molecule: messenger RNA, 535 nt
Organism: Arvicola amphibius (Eurasian water vole)
Lineage: Eukaryota; Metazoa; Chordata; Mammalia; Rodentia; Cricetidae
Product: lymphotactin-like
Exons: 3
Coding region: 16-360 (114 amino acids)
Biological process (GO): G protein-coupled receptor signaling pathway; monocyte chemotaxis; inflammatory response
Cellular component (GO): extracellular region
Molecular function (GO): chemokine activity; CCR chemokine receptor binding
Source: RefSeq, a predicted model, not a curated record
AGCAAGACCUCAGCCAUGAGACUUCUCCUCCUGACUUUCCUGGGAGCCUGCUGCCUCACCACGUGCUCUGUGGAAGGCGUGGGCACUGAAGCCCUAGAAGAGAGUUUCUGUGUGAGUUUAAGGACCCAGCCGCUGCCAGUUCAGAUAAUCAAGACCUAUACCAUCAGGGAGGGCAUAUUGAAAGCAGUUAUCUUUGUCACCAGACGAGGACUGAAAAUCUGUGCUGAUCCACACGCCCAAUGGGUGAAAGCAGCAAUCAAAACUGUGGAUAAAAGGUCCCGUGACAGAAAGAACAUGACUGAAACUAGUCCCACGAGAGCCCAGCGGUCCACCAACUCAGCCAUGACCCUGUCUGGGUAGUGCUCUCUGGGACACUGUUCCCUCAACAGCCGAGUAGCUCAUCUCAGUUCGCAGGCUCAUGGACUAAUUGUGCUACAUUUACUUUUUACGAAAUGUUGCAUGAAUAAAGUUGUUUUUUUUUAUUUUUUAUGGCAUUCAUUUUAAAUGUUAUAAGUAAUAAAUAUUUAUUAUUGAG